CCGCAGCCCCCGGCGGCCGAAGGACCCCGCGGCGCACGGGACGGUGGUGUCCACAGAUCUGCUGAAAAGCUGAGGAGAAGUGGCCUGAGGAGAGAAGGCCUUGCGUGGAGUGGUUCUUGAACAAGAGAAUCUUCAUUUUUGGCAAACACACCAAGCUCAGAAACGGAUGGUGCCCGACUUCACAAACUGACGGCUCUUUGGCACACAUUUCCUCUUGGAGUCUAUUCUGUGGCUUUCAAACCAGAGGUUCAUCUUAACCAGGGAAAAGUGAGUUAUUUGAUUUCGUAUAGUUAUAACAUCAACUUGAAGGACCUUGGAUUUCUAGAGAGCAAAAGAUGAAAAGAUAGAUGAGCAAAAGAUGAAAAACUCAAAAGAUUUCAAAGUUACUUGAAAAAAAGAAAAAAAAAGAAAGAAAAAACCGCAGCACUGCCAGCAGGGGCAGAAUUCUAAGGUAGAUAUGCAAAUCAGAAAACUGGCCUGGCUUCUUUCUGCACAAGACAAAGGAUGCUUAAUUUCAUGGGAGGAGAAGAAGGCAAACACUCUACACGUUUAGGUCCAGUCUCGCAGGUUCCCUAGCUGACUUCUGUAGAAGCCUGAGGAGGACGGCGCUGGAAAUACCCGGUGAGAUGGCUUCCCUGAAGAUGAGGUUGAUAAAUAUUUCCCUGAUGGUGCUUGGAGCCCUUUGCUUGUAUCUUAGCAUGCACAAUCUGAGCCCUUUGAAAGCAAGUCCAUUUUUUCUCAAGAGAGAAAACGGGGACUUUCUGCAGCUCCCAGACAUGGACUGCAAGCAGCAGCCCCCCUUCCUGGUCCUGCUGGUGACGUCGUCGCCCCAUCAGACAUCCGCGCGCAGGGCCAUCCGCAGCACCUGGGGAGGAGACAGGAUGGUCGGAGGAAAACGAAUAAAAACAUUCUUCCUCCUGGGAACCCCGUCGAGCAGGGACAGGUCUCUGGCGGUGGCCCGGGAGAGCCAGCAGCAUCGCGACAUCAUCCAGAAGGACUUUGUGGACGUUUAUGUGAAUCUGACCCUGAAGACCAUGAUGGGAAUGGAGUGGGUCCACCGCUAUUGUCCUCAGGCCGCUUUCGUCAUGAAAACAGACUCCGACAUGUUUAUCAACGUCUACUACCUGACGGAGCUGCUUCUGAGGAAGAACCGGACCUCGGGGUUUUUCACCGGCUUCCUAAAAAUGGAUGAACUUCCCAUCCGGAAAAAGCACAGUAAGUGGUUUGUGAGCAAAGAGGAGUAUCCGUGGGACAAGUACCCGCCCUUCUGCUCUGGCACCGGCUACGUGUUCUCCAGCGAUGUGGCCACUCAGGUGUAUAACGUUUCUCACGGCGUGCCGUUCCUUAAGCUGGAAGAUGUCUUUGUGGGGCUCUGCCUCGCCAAACUGAAAAUCAGACCUGAGCCCCUUCACACGGAGCAGACCUUCUUCCCAGAGGGCUUAGCCUUUUCCGCAUGUCGCUUCAAGAAGGUUGUGGCCUGCCAUUUUGUCAAGCCUCAAGAUAUGCUGAUAUAUUGGCAUGCUCUGGAGAGUUCCCUGGGAGAGGAGUGUCCAGGUGAUGGAGGCGAGCCCAGCAGCACAUCUGGACACACGUCAGGCACCCAGGACAAUGCCUUUUGAAAGACCUUCCUUGGCACCACUGUUGAUGGUGUCUGUGGGGGUUGGGAGCGGUGGAGAGGGAGGGCGAUGCGGGGUUCUUGAUCUGAACUAGACUGUGAGCUGAGUGAAGCCAGGAAUGAGUCCCACCAGUGCCCCAGAAAUAAUCUGAGGACCUGCCCACCGCGGUAGGGCCCCAUGUUUUCCUGCUGCUUCUCAGUUCUGGGGGUCGGCGACCUCGUGAGGUGGGGGGUGUUGUCCUCCCAUUUUACCCUUGAGGACACAGCAACUUUGGAGGUCCAGGAACUUGACUCAGGGUUCAUGGCCAGCACGCUUUGGAGCAGGGAUGGAGCUGUAGCGUUGUCAGCACUCACUGCCGCCUCUGGGCCCCUGGCAGAGGAGGGUGGCCAGGAGGGCUCAGAGGGAAGCCUGGUGACUGGCAUCUUUCAGUCCCUUCCCGGUGUCCCUCCUGCCCGACUCCCAGCCCCUGUGUGUUUCUCUGCUGGGAUUUAGUGUGGAGGUGGAGCUGGCUGGGCACUGAGUUCUGUCAGCAGCUGAUGCUCAGCUCAUAGGUAAGUCAUCCCAGGCCCGGCCGGCAGUGGCUACAGCCUGGGGCUGAGAUUCAGCCAUUCCAGACAGAGAUCCAUCUUCAGCACUUAAGCUCAGCGUCCACCGCCAAGCCUGGCCUGUUGUGUAGACCUCUUGGCCGCGGUGCUGACCUCCCAGGGCUAUCUGUGAGCGCUGUGAAUCCUUCCUGCCCGCUUCAGAGUCCCAGGGCAGCUGGUCCAAGGACCAGUGUGUGAAGGAUUUUGGGAGCUUUUCUGGGGAGUCAGGUGUACCUAAUUCCAGAGGCUCCCCAGGAACCCCCUCAGACACGGAGCAUGAGGCAGGAAGUGCUCAGGGAUCUGCCUCAGUCCUUACAGGCCUGGCCUGAGCAAGCGCUUGAGCUUUGGAACUGGAGAUGGCCAGGAAGCAGCUUGUGACAGGGAGCUGAACCUUCACCUUCCUCCUCUGGGAGGCGACGCGAGCCUGCUCCGAGGGCGGGGGAAGGCGAGGCCCUUUGCUCUUGGUCACUUGAAAGUUUUACCUUGUAGACCUGAAGGUGUGCGAAGCCAGGGCCUCCCGGGGCUGAUGACUUGUGACUCUGGGGUGAGGCUGGGCCCGAGCCGGCAGCAGACCCUCCUGGCGUGUUGACUUGUCCGGGGUGGCGUGCCCACUAGGCAGCAUUCCUCGGACCUGACCCAGCUGCUUCCUUCCUGACGUGUUUCCUGCUCUUGCCUGCGCUGCACCCUCAGGGCUGGGCUCAGAACUGCCUCCCCUGGGGGGGAAUCUUGGGCUGAGUGGGCUUUGGGGAGCCCGGGUUUUGCCAGCAUGUGCUCCUGGCCCCAGAGGAUGGGCUGCCCCUGAUUCUGAAGCGAAUGGUGACUUGAGGACGACACUUUGCUUAGCUGCCCGCCUGGCCCGGGCGCUCGUCUGUGGCCCAGGCCUGGGUGGGUGAGGGUGGCAGCGGCCGGUCAGCCAGUUGCCUCCUUUGGGAUGGUCGGACCCAGGCAGGCUCCACCUCAGCCCCUGCGGGUUCUUAAGAGGUUUUCUGCAAACACGCUCCCCCACUGUGUAUCUCUGUACAGUGAAGAAUUAUUUCUCAUGGAAAUGAGGUUGUGUUUCUAGAACUUGAAGGGACCAGAGCUGCUUCAUUUCGGCCUUGCAGGAAGAUGAAAUAAAACUUGAGGAGACACAGAGGUUUCCCGAGAACCCUGCUUGUGAGGGAUGCCGUGCUCCACACGCCCUCUCGCCCUCCACGGGGGAGGCUGGAGCGCCAGGCUUGUCCGUGAACACCGAGGGUCGCUCCGGAGGGGCUGGAGAGCCGGAGCGCGUGCGGGGAUUUGCUCAGGGGCCUCAGGGAGCAGGAUGCUGGGCGCAAAUGCCGCCUGCCAGGAGAGAUCAGCCCUUGUAACAGCUCUGAGGGCGAGGGUACCCUUUGU
This is a messenger RNA of Talpa occidentalis (Iberian mole), 3577 nucleotides long. RefSeq names its product beta-1,3-galactosyltransferase 5-like. Gene Ontology annotation, cellular component: membrane. NCBI's taxonomy places the organism in Eukaryota, Metazoa, Chordata, Mammalia, Eulipotyphla, Talpidae. Bases 627 to 1619 code for a protein of 330 amino acids. Gene Ontology annotation, molecular function: N-acetyl-beta-D-glucosaminide beta-(1,3)-galactosyltransferase activity. The transcript is spliced from 4 exons. The record is from RefSeq and is a predicted model, not a curated record.